AUGCGGUCAAUCCUCCUCAUCRCCGGCGCGGCAUUGGCCUCUGCUGCAAACCUCACUGUUGCCGUACCUGCCUCUCAACAUCUCCCCAACCCGGGCACCCUUCCACCCUCAACCCAUGCCGUUCUCCUAGGACCUCCAGGUGUCCGCUACGACGCGCCCAUACGCCGCGAUAGCACCUUCCUCUUCCCCGAUCUCCCCGAAGCCAGCUAUCUCCUUACAGUCCACUCGAGAGACUACUUCUUUGCUCCUCUCCGUGUCGAUGUCCAACAACCGGCUUCAGCAGAGGAGGAACUCCAGACAAUCGAGGCAUGGCAGACUUUCCGUGGGAACGAGUGGAGCAAUAAAGGUCCCUCUUACGGUGCAGGAAAGGGUGCUCUCACAGUGCAAGUCCGAGCUGCAGCGCCAAAGGAUUUUUACCAGGAACGAGGAGGAUUCAGUCUAUUGGGCUUUUUGAAGAACCCUAUGAUAUUGAUGGGCCUGUUUUCGGUCGUCAUGAUCUUUGGCAUGCCUUAUUUGAUGGAGAAUAUGGAUGCCGAGACCAAAGCCGAGUUCGAGGAGAUGUCGAGCAAAUCCCCACUCACGGGUGCGAGCGGUACUGCAAAUUCACUGCAGAACUUUGAUCUGGCGGGUUGGAUGGCGGGGAGUUCGAAGACUACUGAAGCUCCCUCGGGGGGUGGGGGGAAGAAAAAGUAG
Ramularia collo-cygni is the source of this 693-nucleotide messenger RNA. RefSeq lists its product as uncharacterized. Bases 1 to 693 code for a protein of 230 amino acids. The transcript is spliced from 2 exons. Lineage: Eukaryota; Fungi; Ascomycota; Dothideomycetes; Mycosphaerellales; Mycosphaerellaceae. Gene Ontology annotation, cellular component: EMC complex. The record is from RefSeq and is a predicted model, not a curated record.